Gamsiella multidivaricata is the source of this 759-nucleotide messenger RNA. RefSeq lists its product as uncharacterized. The transcript has a single exon. Bases 241 to 468 code for a protein of 75 amino acids. The record is from RefSeq and is a predicted model, not a curated record. NCBI's taxonomy places the organism in Eukaryota, Fungi, Mortierellomycota, Mortierellomycetes, Mortierellales, Mortierellaceae.
AUUCAAUUGAACUCGAGUAUUCAAAAGGGCCCUUUAGUUGGAAUGAAUUGAGCGAAAUCUUUACAAUACCGUCCACUGAGGACCGCCACAUCAACUGACUCGACCAUGCCCGCGCUCGUUUGACGCGCAGCCCCAUCCUCUCUCGUUUGACAACACGCCUUCCCAUCCCCACUCGCUCCCGUUCAUUUCUUCGUUGUCAGUAGGCAAAAUACCGACUGUCUCUUGCAUUAUAUCCACACCAUGCCUCAUCGCCACUGCUCCCUCACUGCCGUGUUCAUUCUUUUCCGUUCCUGCAGUCCACUAAACUGCUCAAGGGUCAAGAGUCAAAAGUCGACCGCAUUCUCUCUCGACCAGCUCUCGAUCUUGGGUCGAACGUACAGAAUGCACCCGUGCCACUCGAGAGAAUUGAUGUUUGCCCAGAAGCAAGUCCUCCUCGGCAAAAAACAAAGGCGAUCGAAGGCUGGGUAGGCAGAACGACAAAAACCUCUCGCCUUCGAUUGAAUCCCCUUUUUCUUUGGUGCUCAAUUAUUUUUUCCUGAGCCGACAACAAAAUCUAUUCUCCAUCUGGUCCAUUGUGCUACUUUAAUCCGCAAACAAUGAGGGAAAAAAAGGAAAACGGGCUGCGGCCAAGACAUGGUAUCGAACUGGGCAAUCAUGGCGAGUGCACUUCCACGCUUCAUUGGCGACAAAUAUAGCAAUUAUCACUAUGGCUCAAAUAGAACAUUGCAUUUUUUUUUUUUAUAAACAUGUCCUUUUGUG